Messenger RNA from Aplysia californica (California sea hare), 1578 nucleotides. RefSeq names its product DNA-directed RNA polymerase III subunit RPC7-like. Bases 135 to 797 code for a protein of 220 amino acids. Gene Ontology annotation, cellular component: RNA polymerase III complex. Gene Ontology annotation, biological process: transcription by RNA polymerase III. The transcript has 6 exons. The record is from RefSeq and is a predicted model, not a curated record. Lineage: Eukaryota; Metazoa; Mollusca; Gastropoda; Aplysiida; Aplysiidae.
CAGUGUCUUCCUUUUCCGGUACAAAAUGUAAACAUGCUGUUCGCGAAGUCUCGAGACUCGAGGAUGAACUCUAAUGUUGUUGCAUUCUGACACAGGCACAAAGACCCUAGUGUGAGUUGAUCAGGAGCCUCAUAAUGGGCGGGAGAGGCAGAGGCCGUGGUCGUGGGCUGUCCAUCAACAUUGAAGCCCUCGGCCUGGGGCGUGGGGAUGUCUUACCACCUGUUGCUCACCCACCCCCUCUGUUUCCUCCUCUUCCUUUCAAGCCAGUUUCGCUGCCUCAAAGUGAAGAAGUGGAGUACAUGUUAGCCCUUAAACAGGAAUUGACCGAGUCCUUCCGCAAGUCUCCAUUUCACAUCAAAGCUCAAAACAAGAGCAAAGACAUUGAUAGAUACUCUGAUAAGUAUCAGGUUGGAAUUGCUGAUUCUGCAAGUGCGCUUAAUCCUGACUGGUCUCGAUUGCCAGCAGAACUUCGAGAGAAGCCAAAGAGGAAGAGAACAGCCACAGGGAUCAGGCCCAAUCUGAAGACUGCUCGUCGAGUUAAAGACAGUGAAGUUGCCUCUCUAUUGGAGAAGCUAGAAAAGAAUGAUGUGCCAGAGAAUGUUGAGGAUGCUGAUGCAGAUGAUGAUGAAGAAACUGAAAAGAAGAAAAAGAAAGAUGAGGAAGUGGAGGAGGAGGAUGAUGAAGAGUACGAUGAUGAAGAUUUAGAGGAAGAGACUGAUUAUAACCUGGCCUACUUUGACAAUGGAGAGGGUUAUGGAGAUGACGAUGAGGAUGAUGAUGAAGGCCCAACCUACUGAAAAGGUGAAUGUGAUACAUCAGAUCCUUAACAAGCCAAGGAGAUAGCAGAAGAAAUGUUUUCCAUAGUCAUGUACGAAUGAUUGUUUCAUUUGUUGGUGAAAAUUCAAAGAAAACAAUGUGUAUUUUUCUUUUAGAAGUUUAAGGCAUUAGAAAACAGUCAUUGAAUAUUAACUUCCUCUCAUAAAAAUAGCUGUUGUUUUUUUUUUCUUUUUCUUCAUGUGCACAACAGUGGAGUCUGCUUAAACCAGACAUGGUUAACAGAAAAUAACGCUAAACCGAAAGAUAAUAAAAAAAUUUUUUUUUUUUCUCUAUUUGAGCCACCUCUUUAAGCCGAAAACCCAGCUAAACCAAAGAAAAUUUGGUAGUACCGCAGAUUUCGGCCUAAGCAGAUUACAUUGUAGAUUGAUGAUCAUGCCUUGUGAUUAUUAUGACAGCGUGGUUCUGUUAUGAUAUGGAUUUGUUGUUGUUGAACUUGACACUGAAUAGAUUUGUAGGGAGACAUGCACAGUCAGUUGUGAUGGUUUUUGAAAUGUCGUUGCCAGGGUGGUUAUUGGGAUAGAUGGGUUGGAGAAAUGUGACACGUCUGUUACUUUAACCCGGCCGUAUGAGAGAUUUUCUGUCUGAUGCGACAUCUAGUCAUUGAACAGGACAUUACAAGAUAAAGGAUCUGUAACGUUAAUGUAACAGAGUUCAUUUGUCUCUGAUCAAGCACGCAAACCUUAUUAAAUUAGGCUCAUGACUGUACUUUUGUACAUAACAUUAACAAAAAUAUGUAAAAAA